CGCCGGCUAACCCAUUUAUUCUGUCGCUACCACACGUUUACGUACGCGCCAGCGAUUAAGGUUUUUUUCCUUGCUUUUCCGUCAACUUGCGACCUGAGAGACGACCAAGGAGGAAACAAAAACCAUAGCCGCAAUUUUAACAUCACUGUCGCUAAUAUUAUAAUAUUAUAUUAUCGCCUAGGCGCUGCAAAAUGUUGCGUGCCGCAUGACUUGCAAGCAUCAGCCUUCGCCAGCCUAUUGGUAUAUAAUUCUAGUAACCUACGGAGCGUUUCUCUACACAAAGAUGCCGCCUCGACUCAGUGAGGGGCAGGGGCAACACAUGGAGCUCACAGCUCAAGAGGUCGCAGACCUUAAGGAGGUCUUCGAUAUGAUGGACAGGGACAAGGGCGGAGCCCUAACUAUUGAAGAGGUGAAGGGCCUUAUGGAGCUGCUGGGCAUGAAAGUACGGCAGGAGGAGCUGGAGAGCAUGGUAGCAGAGAUCGACCGUACCGGGGACGGCCAGAUUAAUUUCCAGGAGUUCCUCCAGGUGAUGGCCAAGCCGCAGGACCUGCCGUACAAGAAGGCCGACGUGCUGCGAGCCUUCCGCCUGUUCGCGGACAAGGACGCGCCUCCGGGCUGCAUAUCACCUGAGGCGCUGGAACGGGCACUGGAGCAGUACUGCAGCGGCAAGGUACCGGAGGAGGAGAUCUUGCGACUGGUAAACACGCUGGACCUGAACCAGGAGGGCUACAUUGAUUACGCACGGAAAGUGAACCUCUUUUUAAACAAAUGAGGGUCAAGGAUUAACCAAACCAAAGGGAGGGGAGAGCGGGUAGUAUGUGUGCCCGGGCACAUACUGGUUACGGGCGCCCUGCUGGUACCAUUAUGUAAGGCAUGGCGCUGUGAGGCUGUCCGUGCUGCAAUUGGGGCCUUGCUGUAACGGCUGGUCCGUGUGGACGAUAACUGGGGAUGCCUUGGGCGUGAUGGAUCCCACAAAGCGGUCGCAAGCUCGCGUAAUUAAUAGUCAACCCGAAGGCAGCUCCCAUCAUAUGCGUGCUUGGUGUGUAUGCAUGAAAGCCACGAACUAAAGGAAUUGCAUGGACGGGUGCCGUACGCUCCGGACCCAGGGGUAGCGGUUGUAACUGUAUAUCGUCUAGACGCGAUAGAUGGCUUGUGCGUAUGCAAUGUAACUGUAGUGCUGAGCAGUUGGUCGCUUUUUGGCCUGUGUUGGGCACUUUGAGAUGGGCUGGAGUGCUACGUUUGUUUCCGACAUCGCGGCCACAGCUGGUGCUGGCGAAAAAGCAAUAGCUGGUGCCAAAAUCAAGUGCAGCUGUGGGUUUGAGCGACUGCUGGAGGAGGGCACCGUGCCCAACCCAAGUUCGCGAAGAUGCUUAGGCUGCUGCCCGCCAGCUUGUUGCGAAGCAGCUGGAAUGGACAAUGCAGACCCGUGGGUCAGACCACUGCAACCUGCGACACCUUAUGCUUCCUGCCAUCAACCGCACCAACAGCAUUAGCUGUCACAUGGGAGGCACUAGCGGAAUCCUGGAGGUUGGGACGAUCGACAAUACAAGUACAUGUAGCCCCUCCGUUUCGCAUUUCACCUUUUUUCUUACACGGG
Molecule: messenger RNA, 1597 nt
Organism: Astrephomene gubernaculifera
Lineage: Eukaryota; Viridiplantae; Chlorophyta; Chlorophyceae; Chlamydomonadales; Astrephomenaceae
Source: the annotation of a GenBank genome assembly